This is a messenger RNA of Chionomys nivalis (European snow vole), 1628 nucleotides long. Its product is annotated as eukaryotic translation initiation factor 2 subunit 3, X-linked-like. The transcript has a single exon. Gene Ontology annotation, biological process: positive regulation of translational fidelity; formation of translation preinitiation complex. NCBI's taxonomy places the organism in Eukaryota, Metazoa, Chordata, Mammalia, Rodentia, Cricetidae. Bases 2 to 1336 code for a protein of 444 amino acids. Gene Ontology annotation, molecular function: GTP binding; tRNA binding; translation initiation factor activity. Gene Ontology annotation, cellular component: cytosol; eukaryotic translation initiation factor 2 complex. The record is from RefSeq and is a predicted model, not a curated record.
GAUGGCUGGGGGUGAGGUUGGAGUGACUCUUGGGCAGCCACAUCUUUCCCGACAGGAUCUCGCCACAUUGGAUGUCACCAAGUUGACACCACUUUCACAUGAAGUUAUCAGCAGACAAGCUACAAUUAAUAUUGGUACAAUUGGCCAUGUAGCUCAUGGGAAGUCCACUGUAGUAAAGGCUAUUUCUGGAGUGCACACCGUCAGAUUCAAAAAUGAACUAGAAAGAAACAUUACCAUCAAGCUUGGAUAUGCCAAUGCUAAGAUUUAUAAACUUGAUGACCCAAGUUGUCCUAGACCAGAAUGUUACAGGUCAUGUGGCAGUAGUACACCGGAUGAAUUUCCCACAGACAUUCCUGGGACCAAAGGGAACUUCAAAUUAGUCAGGCAUGUUUCCUUUGUUGACUGUCCUGGCCAUGAUAAUUUGAUGGCUACAAUGUUGAACGGCGCAGCAGUGAUGGAUGCAGCUCUUCUGUUGAUAGCUGGUAAUGAAUCAUGCCCUCAGCCUCAGACUUCUGAACACCUGGCUACCAUAGAAAUCAUGAAACUCAAGCAUAUUUUGAUCUUACAGAAUAAAAUUGAUCUGGUAAAAGAAAGUCAGGCUAAGGAACAAUAUGAGCAGAUUCUUGCAUUUGUACAAGGAACAGUGGCAGAAGGAGCGCCAAUUAUUCCAAUCUCUGCUCAGCUGAAAUACAAUAUUGAAGUUGUCUGUGAGUACAUAGUGAAGAAAAUACCAGUGCCCCCAAGAGACUUUACUUCAGAGCCCCGUCUCAUUGUUAUCAGGUCAUUUGAUGUCAACAAACCUGGCUGUGAAGUCGAUGACCUUAAGGGAGGUGUAGCUGGUGGUAGUAUUCUGAAAGGAGUCUUAAAGGUAGGCCAGGAGAUAGACGUGAGACCAGGUAUUGUUUCCAAAGAUAGUGAAGGAAAGCUCAUGUGUAAGCCAAUCUUUUCCAAAAUUGUAUCACUGUUUGUGGAACAUAAUGAUCUUCAGUAUGCCGCCCCAGGUGGUCUCAUUGGAGUUGGAACAAAGAUCGACCCCACUUUGUGCAGAGCUGACAGGAUGGUGGGACAAGUGCUUGGUGCAGUUGGAGCUUUACCUGAAAUAUUCACAGAACUGGUAAUUUCCUAUUUCCUGCUGAGAUGUCUCCUGGGUGUACGAACUGAAGGAGACAAGAAAGCAGCAAAGGUCCAGAAGCUGUCUAAGAAUGAAGUGCUUAUGGUCAAUAUAGGAUCCCUGUCAACAGGAGGAAGAGUUAGUGCUAUCAAGGCUGAUUUGGGCAAGAUUGUUUUGACUAAUCCUGUGUGCACAGAAGUAGGAGAAAAAAUUGCUCUUAGCUGAAGAGUUGAGAAACAUUGGCGUUUAAUUGGUUGGGGUCAGAUAAGAAGAGGAGUGACCAUUAAGCCGACUGUAGAUGAUGACUGAGGAGUCCAAUUUAAACGAUGCCUUGGGAUGGAGUUCGAAUUUCUUUUACUAGCCUAGGGUAUAUUUUCAAAGCAAUACUAGCAAAUUACUUUCAUAGCUCAUUACCUUGGUAGUAGCUGUAAGACUAUUCUCAUAUUUUGGUGAUUGAAAAUAGGGCCCACAAGUAAAUGUGAAAAGUGGUAUACUAUAUUGGAUUAAAUCUACAUUU